Molecule: messenger RNA, 960 nt
Organism: Etheostoma cragini (Arkansas darter)
Lineage: Eukaryota; Metazoa; Chordata; Actinopteri; Perciformes; Percidae
Product: beta-2-microglobulin-like
Exons: 4
Coding region: 174-524 (116 amino acids)
Biological process (GO): antigen processing and presentation of exogenous peptide antigen via MHC class II; immunoglobulin production involved in immunoglobulin-mediated immune response; positive regulation of T cell activation
Cellular component (GO): MHC class II protein complex
Molecular function (GO): MHC class II protein complex binding
Source: RefSeq, a predicted model, not a curated record
ACAUUUUACCUAGUAACAGUGUGAUGGAAAUUAAUGACUGGCUAGUGUCAUGGAGUGGGCUGUCUUAGGGCACUCAAUAUUUGUGCUCAGCUCUAUACUUUCACUUUAGUUUAGCUCUUCGAAGAAAGCAGAUACACGCAUCUGUUAAACUACAAAAAAGGAUCGGAUCAAUCAUGAUGAUUGCUUGGUUUCUUACAGCACUGAUCGCUGUCUCCUUUGCAGCUGAAUCCAAACACACCUCACCCAAGGUUCAGGUGUACAGCCGUAAUCCAGGAGAGUAUGGGAAAGACAACACACUGAUCUGCCAUGUGACUGGCUUCCACCCCCCUGACAUCACCAUCCAGGUAAUGAAGGAUGGAGUGGAACUCCCCAAUGCCAAGCAGACCGACCUGGCCUUCAAACAGGACUGGCACUUCCAUCUGACAAAGACUGUGGGCUUCAAACCCAUGGAGGGAGAAAAGUACACCUGCAAGGUCACCCAUGGGAGUACCGUAAAAGACUAUGCUUGGGAGCCAAACAUGUAACUGUCAGCAGGCCCAGACUGGGUGCUUUCUCUGUCCGGAUUGAUGUUGGAUGUUUUGACCCCAUUGCUAUAAUUCUUCACGUCUCCAAUCAACAGGAUCAUAGUUUCUCCGAACACCCUCACUUUUCUUUUAACAAAACAUAAAUAUCAAUAUCACAUUCAGGGGAAUUUUCAUUUACUAAUUUAAUAUGAGAGAAUGCAUGGGCUGCGGGACAUUUAGUAAUUUGUAAUUUAGCAGUGUGUGGCUUAGAUUGUUUAUAUUCCAGCCUUUAAAAUGUAUUCAUAUUAAAAUGAAAUUUAUUUUCUGUACAAAACUGUUUAGCUUCAACAUUAAUUAUUUCCUGUACCUAAAUGAGGCAAUCAAAUUGUAAUUGGUCAGAUUUAUAAUACAUGAAUUGAGUUUUCUUUCUGCACCAAAGAAAUGUUUGUUGAACCAU